UGCCACCUGUCAGUGUCCAUCAGUGCCUUAUGUCAGUGCUCAUCAGUGCCCCGUGCCAGUGCCCAUCAGUGCCACAUCAGUGCCACAUAUCACUGCCAUUCAGUGUCACCCAUCAGUGCCAGUCAGUGCCAUCUAUCAAUGCCAAUCAGUGCCACCUAUCAGUGCUGCCAAUCAGUGCCACCUAUCAGUGCCAGUCAGUGCCGCCUAUCAGUGUGCAUCAGUGCCACCUAUCAGUGCCUGUCAGUGCCAGUCAGUGCCGCCUAACAGUGCCAGUCAGUGCCGCCUAUCAGUGCCAGUUAGUGCCGCCUAUUAGUGCCAGUCAG
Molecule: messenger RNA, 323 nt
Organism: Staurois parvus
Lineage: Eukaryota; Metazoa; Chordata; Amphibia; Anura; Ranidae
Source: the annotation of a GenBank genome assembly